CGUUUUUUGGGCGUGACUGUCAUAAAUUUCGCUGGCAGAAGUUCAAGGAAAUCAAUUACGUCGAACUUUAUCAGAACCAUAAGUGGAAAAUCCCAAGAGGGAAUACAAUUUGAUAGCGCUUGGGGGAAAUUUUUCGUGUGAAUAUUAUAUACUCGUAUAUAAAUUAAAACAAAUCAAAUAGCAGCGCACUACAGUUAACAUUCAGACUUAUGCAAAUUGAUUUUGAUUCAGAUCGUAUUUAAGUACCUGGACCUAUAUAAGCAGCGUGAGAGCGGGUUAUAGUCAUCUAUCGGCUUUAAUAUGAAGUACCUGACGUGUGUGCUGCUCCCGUUGGUGGCUUUGAUUCCGACGCUGAUUGACGCUCGUCCAAGUACAGUGGUGGUAAACGGUGUCUGCCUAACUUGUCCCAAUCCAAAUGGUGAACCCGUCUAUCUGGAUGGCCAGGAGUACCGCAGUUUCUCUUCGCCAAAUAGCAAUGGUAAUGUGGUGAUUUCCCGAGGAAGUGAUGGAAGGGGAGGUAGUGGUGGUGGCACCAUAUACCGAAGAGGUGGCAAUACCAUUGUCAACGGACGGUGCCAGCACUGCAAUGUGGAUCUCUAUUAAAAAGGUGCUUCAAAUAAAGUCUGAACAUUGAAUUAAAAUUCAA
Molecule: messenger RNA, 646 nt
Organism: Drosophila eugracilis
Lineage: Eukaryota; Metazoa; Arthropoda; Insecta; Diptera; Drosophilidae
Gene: BomBc3
Exons: 3
Coding region: 301-603 (100 amino acids)
Source: RefSeq, a predicted model, not a curated record